This is a messenger RNA of Salvelinus namaycush (lake trout), 2364 nucleotides long. Its product is annotated as tripartite motif-containing protein 46-like. The transcript has 12 exons. The coding region runs from base 1 to 2364 and encodes 787 amino acids. The record is from RefSeq and is a predicted model, not a curated record. Gene Ontology annotation, molecular function: zinc ion binding; protein binding. NCBI's taxonomy places the organism in Eukaryota, Metazoa, Chordata, Actinopteri, Salmoniformes, Salmonidae.
AUGGACGCUCUGGUUCGUGUUAGUUCUAACAUGAAGAGCAUGGAGCGCGAGCUGCAUUGCCCGGUGUGUAAGGAGAUCGUCAAGCAGCCCGUGGUCCUGCCAUGUCAGCACAGCGUCUGUCUGAUGUGUGCCUCCGAGGUCCUGGUUCAAAAUGGCUACCCUUCUCCGGAGCUGCCGCCCGAGCCCAACUCUCCUGCCUCCACCCCCAACACCCGCUCUCCCCACCAGACACGCAGGCCCAUGCCCAGCAAGGCCGACCAUCGACCCAUUGACCGCGUGCUACGUUCAGGAUUUGGGACCUAUCUGUCGCCGGGGCGACGGCGUAAGGAACCACCCCAUGCAAUGUUAUUUCCAUGCCCGUCCUGUGGGAGGGAGGUAGAGCUGGGAGAGAAGGGCCUGACUGACUGCCUGCGUAACCUCACCUUGGAGCGCAUCGUAGAGAGGUACAGACACACAGUGAGCCUGGGCAGUGUGGCUGUGAUGUGUCAGUUCUGCAAGCCUCCCCAGUCCCUGGAGGCCACCAAGGGCUGCGCCGACUGCCGAGCCAGCUUCUGUAACGAGUGUUUCAAGCUCUACCACCCCUGGGGGACGCCGCGCGCCCAGCACGAACACGUCCAGCCCACCCUCAACUUCAGGCCCAAGGUUCUGUCGUGUCCGGAGCAUGACCAGGAGCGUCUGCACUUCUACUGUAGGACGUGCCAGCGGUUGCUGUGCCCGCUCUGCAAGCUGCGCCGCGUACACGCCGGGCACAAAGUGGCGCCAGUCGCCCAGGCCUACCAGACUCUCAAGGACAAGAUUACCAAGGAGAUGAACUACGUUCUGGCCAACCAAGAGACGGUGCUGGGCCAGAUCACACAGCUGGAGAGUGCCAUCACUCAGACAGAGGCGAACAGCGUAGCGGCACGGGAGCAGCUGUCUCAGAGCGUGAGGGACCUGACUGCCCUCCUCGCCGAGCGCCACGCCUCAUUGACCGAGGCCCUGGAGAGGGCGAGGCAGAAGCGGGGCGAGGCGUUGGCGGGCCAGGUGGCGGAGAGGCGGAGCCUGCUGGAGCAUGCAGGCCUCAUGGCGUUGUCCCAGGAGCUGCUGAAGGAGACGGACCCGCCCUGCUUCGUCCAGGCAGCGCGCCAGACACACAGCAGGUUAUCCACGUCCAUCGAGGGGCUGCAGUGUUUCUCUCUGGCCGCUGAUCCCUCCUUCAGACACUUCCAGCUGGACGUCUCCAAAGAGCUCAAACUCCUCACAGACCUGCAAUUCAUCCAGGCCCCUCUGGCCCCUGUCAUUGACACCCAAAAGACCCUGGCCUAUGACCAGCUUUUUCUGUGUUGGCGGCUGCCUCAGGAAUCCGCCCCCGCCUGGCACUUCUCUGUGGAGUUCCGUCGCCGUGGUGUGGUGCCAGGAGGCGGGGCCAGAGGUGGUAUCCAAGGACGAUUGGCUGCGGCCCGCUGGGGCUGGCAGCGGCUGGAGGAAGUGGGCGGGACCAGUGCUGUGAUUGACAGGUUGGAGAUGGACAGUGUGUAUGUGUUGAGGGUGAGAGGCUGCAACAAGGCGGGCUUCGGGGAGUACAGUGAGGAGGUGUACCUACACACACCGCCAGCACCAGUGUUAAAUUUUUACCUGGACUCUCGCUGGGGUCUCCAUGCCGACCGGCUGGUGGUGAGUAAGGAGCAGCGCUGCGCCCGGAGCGUCCCCGGUCUGUCCCUGCUGCAGGCCGCCGACCUAGCGCUCACUUCCUGUCACCUGACUGCAGACCUGCUGGUGGGCGAUGUGGCCAUCACCCAGGGCAGGCACUACUGGGCAUGCUCAGUGGAGCCCGGCUCCUAUCUGGUCAAGGUGGGGGUGGGCCUAGAGGCCAAACUACAGGAGUGGUUUCACCUUCCCCAAGACAUGGCCAGUCCCCGCUAUGACCCAGACAGUGGUCAUGACAGUGGGGCGGAGGAUUCCCUGGACUCCCCUCCCCCCUUCUCCUUCCUCACCAUGGGGAUGGGCAAGAUCUUCCUGCCCCACGGUCCCAACCAUCAUAACAACCAUGGUUGCCCCGCCAACGGCACCAGCCCUCGCCGCAGCCCCACCAUCUCCAACGGAAACAUCCCCGCCUCCUCGCCUACGGGCCUCACCUACCCCCUGCCUCCCAGGCUCGGGGUGUGCCUUGAUUUCGAGAAGGGUCGCGUCACUUUCUACGAUGCCCACUCGCUCCGUCCACUGUGGGAAGGGCCUGUCGAUUGCUCCGGCCCCGUUUGCCCGGCUUUCUGUUUUAUUGGCGGAGGGGCGCUGCAGUUACAGGAGCUUGUGGCCAAUCGGAUGGCAGACCAGACUCCAGUCAGGAGGGUCACCAUCCAAUCACGUGUCACUAAUCUGAAUAACUAG